Messenger RNA from Phaeoacremonium minimum UCRPA7, 858 nucleotides. Its product is annotated as putative short chain oxidoreductase dehydrogenase protein. The transcript has 4 exons. The coding region runs from base 1 to 858 and encodes 285 amino acids. NCBI's taxonomy places the organism in Eukaryota, Fungi, Ascomycota, Sordariomycetes, Togniniales, Togniniaceae. The record is from RefSeq and is a predicted model, not a curated record.
AUGACCAUUGCUUUGAAUCAAGAUGAGUUUUACAAAUUCUUCUCAAUUUACAAGUUGCACUAUACUGUAAUUAUGACAUCGCCUAUUUGGUUCAUCACUGGUGUCUCGAGUGGCUUCGGCCAGAUCCUUGCACAACGUGUUCUACAGGAGGGGCAUCGCCUCAUUGGUUCGGUUCGUGAUAGAAAUAAGCCAGGUGUAAAAGAGCUCGAGGCUCAGGGAGCCAAAAUCGUGGAGUUCGAUACCACUGCUCCACAGCAAGUCAUCAUCGACAAUGUCAAGUCUGUGAUCCAGAUAUAUGGCCAUGUUGAUAUUCUUGUGAACAAUGCUGCCUAUGCAGCUAUUGGUGUCUUGGAAGGAUUUUCAGAUGAUGAAGUGACCAAACAAUUCGCAACUAACGUCUUUGGUCCAUUCGGAGCGGCUGAUGGCUUGUACGCAGCGAGCAAGUUUGCGCUUGAAGGGUUAACAGAAUCACUGAGUGCUGAAACGUCUGAAUUCGGAAUUACAUGGCUGAUGCCAGAAUUCGGAGCAUUCCGAACAAAUCUCCUGGGCAAAGACGCCCGUGGAACUCACGCAAAGGGACUGCCUCCUGGAUAUGAAGGCUCGGCGGCCGAAAAGGCUGUUCUCGAGUUCUAUUCAUGGGAUAAGAAACAACCUGGUGACCCUGUUAAAGGUGUCGAGCGGUUAUUCAAUGUCAUCACUGGGUCUGGUUCAGAAAAAAUCGCCCAACUGAAAGGCAAAGUGUUGCGUGUUGCCAUAGGGAAGGACUCUGUGGGGGUGAUAGCUGGAAAGAUCGACAGUCUCAAGCAUGACUUGGAGUUGGCUGAUGAACUAGAGGAGGCUGAGAGUACUGCCAUUUAG